This is a messenger RNA of Puccinia graminis f. sp. tritici CRL 75-36-700-3, 2190 nucleotides long. RefSeq lists its product as uncharacterized. Gene Ontology annotation, cellular component: cytoplasm; chromosome. The record is from RefSeq and is a predicted model, not a curated record. The coding region runs from base 1 to 2190 and encodes 729 amino acids. Gene Ontology annotation, molecular function: nucleic acid binding; 3'-5' DNA helicase activity; ATP binding. The transcript has 2 exons. Gene Ontology annotation, biological process: double-strand break repair via homologous recombination. Lineage: Eukaryota; Fungi; Basidiomycota; Pucciniomycetes; Pucciniales; Pucciniaceae.
AUGCUUAAUCAAAUCUCAAGUCGCACAAUCAUUCCCAAACCCCAAAGGAUAUGGACUCCGACAGGCAUCAAUGUCUAUAAGAAGAUCUACGAAAAGCGUGAUGCUGAUGUGAAGACUCACAUUGAACAGGUUUCACUCAAAACCUACGGUCAACCCUCAAAGACUCAGCAAACCGAUGCGGUGUUGAAUCUAAUCAGAGGAAGGAAUACUUUUCUUCUGGCCGGAACCGGAUUUGGGAAAUCUCGAAUUGCUGAACUAUACUACAAGAUGAUUCCUCAGAACAAGCGAGCGGUCGUGCUAGUUUUAAACCCCUUGGACUCUUUGGGGGAUAAUCAAGUUUAUGAGAAGGUACAAGCCGGCUUCACGGCAAUAAAUCUAACGAAGAUGAAUUUCAACCAAGAAGUCGCAAACGAAAUUUCAAAUGGUGUGUAUCAGUUUGUAUACAUGAGUCCAGAGACGUUUCUCAACAACAAGAUAUGGGAGGCGGUCUAUUUCAGCAGGAAGUUCCAGAAUCGUUUGGCGUUAAUUGUUGUUGAUGAGGCUCACAUGAUCUACAUAUGGGGCCUCGUCGAAAGCGGUCAUGGAAAGAAGGCAGCUGCAAUCCUUCUUCGGUUCCAGGACAUCGGGAUUUUUCGACCCUGUUACGGAAAUCUGGGCGGCCACCUGCUCUUUCGAAACAACAAGCCAAUUCUUUUGUUAUCAGCCACCUGCCGGCCUGUGGCUAUCGAAGCGAUCAAGAAGAGUCUCAAGCUUAACGAUGAAGAUAUCGAUGUUAUACAAGCGGAGCUGACUCGGCCAGAAAUCCGUCUGAUUCGCAUCCCCAUGGAAAAGUCCCUCGCCUCUUCCCUUGAUUUGAUCAAGGUCUUCCCUUCGGCUCAUGACGUGGGGAAUGCCGACCUCGUCCCAACUCUAGUCUAUAGUGGGUCGCGCAACCGAACAUUAACUGUAAUGGAAGUAGUCGACCGGGCUCGAGAGACCCCCUUGUCUUGUAUGGACCCUCAUAACACGUGUGUUCGACGAUUCCAUUCAUGUACAGGUGAUUUAGACAAGGUUCGAUGUGUCGAUCAAUUUGCGAAUGGGACUUUCCCCAUCAUUUCGGCGACCAUGGCCCUUGGUUUGGGGCAGAAUUGGAAGCGUGUUCGGAUGGUGGCCCACAUGGGCCGAGGUGACCCAGCUCAAAUUGCACAGAUGCUAGGCAGGUGUGGUCGAGACGGAAGAAUGGGCUUGGGAUUGAUGUUUGUGGAAAAAACGAGGCGAUCGGGGAAGAACACUGUCAAUCAAUUCACCAGAGGAGCUGCCCAGUCGGAUGAAGAUCGCAUUGAUGCACUGGCAAUAACGCCGGUCUGUCUUAGGAUUGCUUUCUCCAUGGACAACCUUCUUGGUUAUGUACCUCUCUGGGAAGACGAUCCAGCUUACAUCAAGGAGAAGGAUCGUGAAGUCAAGGCAGGCUUUGCCCCAUGUCGAUGCUCUAACUGUGCGGUUUACGAGUCUGCCAAGCUGAUUAAGCACUUGGUAUUGGCUAAUCAAGACAAUUUUGAUGCAAUUCUGGACGACACGUUUGAUGUACCGAGUAUCCCAGACAUCAGCCAUAAAUUCCCACCAAAGCGGCAGUCGCCUCACAAGCGAAAGUUUCGCGAUGAGGAACUGGUUAUCUUAAAUGCGCUGAAAACAGAUCUCAUCAUGGAGAUGACCAAGAUGUACAAUCGAUUGAUCCCACCGGGCGGACCCUUGUCUUCGACUGAUCUGUUUGACACCGACGAGGCAGAAGCCAUUGCUUACAACUUGGACAAUAUCGCGACAAUCGACGAUAUCCGAUCACUCAUUGGGGGUCAGUGCUUUCCUGGUCAGCUCGAGAAAUUACUGGCAUUGGUGAUCGACUUCAAACAUGCUCAGGUCACUCAAAACUCCACUCAUCACUCUCCAAAAUCUGCCAAGACAACUGGACCUCAAUUUCCAGGUGGCAAUAUUCAAACUCUAGCCACAGCUGAUGGAAAUGCGGAGGCUUCUAUUUGCGUUCAACGAAAGACUAAAAAGGCUAUUGCAGCCGAGAAGCGACAGGAGAAGGCAAGAGAGAAAGCAAUAUCACUUGAAAGAGAUCGGAAGAGGAAGGAACAAGUGGCAAUGAUUAUGGCUCAGACAUGGGCGGAUCUCAAUGAUAAGCAGAAGACUGAUUCCACCGAUACAAGGUAG